Molecule: messenger RNA, 2783 nt
Organism: Oncorhynchus gorbuscha (pink salmon)
Lineage: Eukaryota; Metazoa; Chordata; Actinopteri; Salmoniformes; Salmonidae
Gene: ddx21
Product: DEAD (Asp-Glu-Ala-Asp) box helicase 21
Exons: 14
Coding region: 220-2580 (786 amino acids)
Molecular function (GO): RNA helicase activity; ATP binding; RNA binding
Source: RefSeq, a predicted model, not a curated record
AUAUAGUUAUGUUGUAUACAUAAUUUUCAUAAAACUAUCAUAUGUCAGCACAGAUUAGAUGAACAUUGUUAUGAAUAGAGUACAAACGCGCAUAAAACAACUAAGAAUCGGACACACCUAUUUGUAAGCUAAAGAACCAACCUAAAGUUCCACAUCACGGCGUCUAAGUUGCUCUGUACUGGCUUCCAAUGAGAGGGCUAUUCUACCUACUCAAUUUCUAUGCUUGUAAAAGCUCUAGCGCAACACCACACAGUCGUGUCGUUCCUUUCUCUACGCGUGCCGGUGGGGUUAGCCUGUGUCCACUCUAAGGGAAAACAACCGGGGAAGAUGCCGUCAAAGAUUAUUUUUGAAACCGAAGACAUCGGGAUGGAAGGUGAAAUGGACAUUAGUGCGGGCAGUACGACACCAAAAAAAAUAAAAGAGAAGAAGACCAAGGAGGGAAAGAAAAUCAAGAAACAGAAAACGGUUGUUGAAGAAGAACCUGACUGUGAACCUCCUGCUCCCAAGAAGAAGAAGAAGAAAAAUAAGGAAAAAGAGGACAAAACUAAUGGGGGCGCAGAAGUUGAUGUUAACAGCAACGCAGAAGAAUCACCUUUGAAGGACAACACAUCUCUUUCCAAUGAGGAGUCUGCAGACAAUGACAAAGCAACCGAGAAGAAGAAGAAGAAAAAGAAAAAGGAAAAAAAGACAGAUGAAAAGGUCAUCGUCAACGGAGUGUUGCCUGAGACUCCCACGCUGAUUGCACAAACUAAUGGGCAUACCGCGGCGACAACUCCAGCACAAUCAAGCGAGGACUCCGACAGUGGAAAAGAAACCGAGACGCCAGAACAGAAAGAGGGAGCCUUCUCUAACUUCAGAAUCUCCCCCAACACCAUUAAACUACUUCAAGCAAGAGGCAUAUCUUACCUCUUUGACAUCCAAACACAAACCUUCAAUUCUGUGUACGAGGGAAAGGAUGUGAUUGGCCAGGCAAGAACAGGCACUGGGAAAACUUUAGCUUUUGCCAUUCCGCUGAUUGAGAAACUCCAAAAUGACCCAGAUGACAAGAAGAGGGGCAGAGCCCCAAAGAUUUUGUGCCUUGCUCCAACCAGAGAAUUGGCUAUUCAAGUAUCCAAGGAUUUCAAGGACAUGACAAAGAAACUGUCUGUUACUUGUUUCUAUGGUGGGAGCUCCUACAACCCCCAACUUGAUGCAAUCCGCAGUGGCAUCGAUAUCCUAGUGGGAACUCCAGGUCGUAUCAAGGACCAUCUACAGAAUAACAAACUGGACCUGUCUCAAUUGAAGCAUGUUGUAUUGGAUGAAGUGGACCAAAUGCUUGAUAUGGGCUUUGCAGAACAAGUGGAGGAGAUACUGUCUGCGUCUUACCAAAAAGACUCUGAGACCAACCCCCAGACCCUGCUCUUCUCUGCCACAUGCCCAUCGUGGGUGUAUGAUGUGGCAAAGAGGUACAUGAGGCCAACCUAUGAGCAUGUGGACCUCAUUGGCAAAAAGACCCAGAAAACUGCCACCACAGUAGAGCACCUUGCCAUAGCGUGUCACUGGUCCCAGAGGGCUGCAGUCAUUGGGGAUGUGGUGCAGGUUUACAGCGGGAGCCACGGCCGCACCAUCGUCUUCUGUGAGACCAAGAAGGAUGCCAACGAGCUGUCAAUGAAUGCCUCCAUAAAACAGAGUUCCCAGUCACUUCAUGGGGACAUUCCUCAGAAGCAGAGGGAGAUCACACUGAAAGGCUUCAGAAGUGGCACCUUCGAGGUCCUAGUGGCCACCAACGUUGCUGCCCGCGGGUUGGACAUCCCAGAGGUAGACCUGGUCGUGCAGUGCUCACCCCCAAAGGAUGUGGAGUCCUACAUUCACCGGUCAGGUCGAACUGGUCGGGCUGGCAGGACUGGCGUCUGCAUCUGUUUCUACCAACGCAAAGAGGAAGACCAGCUCCGAUAUGUAGAGCAGAAAGCGGGCAUUACAUUUAAGCGAGUUGGAGUGCCCACGGCCAAUGACAUCAUCAAAUCGUCCAGUAAAGACGCAGUGAGGUUUUUAGACUCUGUGCCUCCCCAAGCCAUUGAGUAUUUCCGCGUGUCUGCUACCAAGCUGAUUGAGGAGCGUGGGGCCGUGGAGGCCCUGUCUGCCGCCCUGGCACACAUAUCAGGAGCUACUGCCUUGGAGCAGAGGUCCCUCCUCAACUCUGACACGGGCUACACCACAAUGACAAUGAACUGCUCCCAAGAGCUGCAAAACAUUGGCUGCGCCUGGCGUGGUCUGAAGGAGCAACUGGGAGAGGAGAUUGACAACAUGAUCCGGGGGAUGACCUUCCUCAAGGGCAAAAUGGGAGUCUGUUUUGAUGUCCCGGCUGACAAGGUAAAGGAGUACCAGGAUGCCUGGCAGGAUGGUAGACGUUGGCAGCUGUCAAUCGCCACAGAGCUUCCUGAGCUGGAGGAGAAACCGCGCAUGGGUGGUGACCGUGGAUAUGGACGUUCCUUCGGAGGACAGGGAGGUGGCCGUGGCUUCAGAAACGGCGGAGGAGGCGGCGGAAACUGGAGAGGUGGAGGCAGUCAUAAACGCAGCUUCAGCAGUGCGUUUGAUUAUUAACCACUGACUUCCCAGUCACUGGACUGUUGUCAUAGCUGUCUGUCUGUUUCCUGGUUUUUACUGGUGUUUGGUGGACUGACUGUUACCAGCGCAAAAGGAAAUUCCGCAAAAUAUAUGUAUGACCUGAUUGAUUUGCAAUUAUGCAUUCAACUAUCUGUACUUGGAAUAAGCCCAUUCAUUAAAGGUUGUCUGAGGAAAUUAAA